ACCUGACCUACCAAUCAGGUCGAUACCCCUAUACCACUCCGAUAUCUCGAAACAUACCCACACAUAAUACCGAGGAUGAACUCUCAGAUCUUGGACAAGCUGUCCAUGACGGGACUCGGCGUAUGGUCGACGCUCGGCUUGCUCUGGCUAUCAUGGGUGGUUUACAAGUUCAUCAAGGCGUACCAAAGGGCUGUAUCCAUCCGCCACCACCCAGGCUACCGAGGCCUCUUUUCGCUGACGACCAUCGUCGGCCGUCUCCUUCCCCGUGAUAUCCCCUACGUCAACGAAUCCCUCAACUUCGCCUGGCGUACCCACAGGAAAGCUUAUAACAAGCAACGCACCUCAAUUCUCUCGGACAUUUCCCUGACGGGGAACAGCAGCUACUUUUUCUGUUCGACGCCGAGUGCGGUGAGGCAGUUGAACAUGGAUAGGAAGAUGUUUAGGAAACCGGUCGAGGUCUACAAGAUCUUGAAGUAUUUCGGGAGCAACGUUUUGGUCACCGAGGGGGACGAGUGGAGGCGGCACAGGAAGAUCGUGGCUCCGGGGUUCAGUGAUGCAGUGUUCGAACACGUUUGGCGGACGACGGUUGAGAUCUACUUUGAGAUGGCUCGAUCGGAAAAGUGGGACCGGCUCGACGUGGGCGGGGUAAGCGAGGUACCGAAUGUACCUGAGUUGAUGUCCAAGAUGGCUCUUACUGUUUUAGCCACCGCCUCGUUUGGAGCACCCUUGAGCUGGUCUCCCGAUACCAAAGCAGCGCUUCCCGAGGGUCACGACAUGUCCUUUGUCGAGGCCAUCACCGGGGUCAGCGAGAACAUGUUCUUGACGAUCGCCGUGCCGGACAUCUUGCUUUUCAACCUGCCCUUCAAGAAAUUGAGAUACGUCUCCACAGCCGUCAAAGAGCUUAAAUCGUACAUGUACGGGAUGAUUAGAGAUCGGAAACAGGAAAUCAAGAGCGGCGAGACGAGUAGUACCGUCAGGCGGGACCUGUUCAACCAGCUCAUCACGGCGAGUCUGGAGGAGGAGUCGGCCAUGGAGAAGACCCCUGGAUCUCAAGGCUUGACGGACGAGGAGUUGGUCGGAAACACCUUCAUCUUCGCCCUUGCUGGGCACGAGACCUCGGCCCAUACGCUGGCUUUCACUUUCGGCUACUUGGCAACCAACCCGGAUGUGCAGGAAUGGUUAUUCGAGGAGCUGAACCAAGUCAUGCCUGACGGUCAUCUUCCAUCCUACAAAGAUUUCGCCCGUCUACCUCGAACCCUCGCCGUCUUGUACGAGACUCUUCGACUGCACCCGUCCGUCAACAUCAUCCCCAAGUAUGCCACGGAGGACACUACGCUGCUGGACGACCCGGACAGCUGGUUCGAGGGGGAUGACCAGCAAAAGUCGCAGAGCGCCGAAGAGAUGGAAAAGGAGGAGAAGCGAAGGGUAUUUGUGCCUGCGGGAACGCAGUGUCAGAUUGAUGUUGUAAACCUUCAUCGUCAUCCCGUAUACUGGCCGAACCCGGACGCUUUCAAGCCCGAGCGAUUCCUCGGGGAUUACGAAAAGGACGCUUUUGUACCUUUCUCGGCCGGAGCCAGAGGUUGCAUCGGGAGGCGUUUCGCUGAGGUCGAGAGUGUCGCUUUCAUCGCCAUGAUCGUUCGUCAUUUCCGCCUGACCCCCGCAAAGAGGACCACACCUGCUGGAGAGACGACCGAACAGACGGCAGAGAGGCUGCUUCGUGCCAAGGGUGGACUCACGUUGACGCCCGUCAAGGUGGAGCUGGACUUUACCAGGCGGGACGGAGAAGGUGUAGCGCGACCAGAAUUUGAUUGAAAGCAGGACUGCCAGGAUGAUGCUAGGUGCAAUGCUAUUGCUACUGUAUGAUUCAAAUGUAUCGAUCAUAGUAAACACUACCAUUCUCCUAUCUGGGUCAUUGUUACUAUAGAUGAAC
Messenger RNA from Filobasidium floriforme, 1930 nucleotides. RefSeq names its product cytochrome P450. The transcript is spliced from 12 exons. Gene Ontology annotation, molecular function: iron ion binding; monooxygenase activity; heme binding. The record is from RefSeq and is a predicted model, not a curated record. Lineage: Eukaryota; Fungi; Basidiomycota; Tremellomycetes; Filobasidiales; Filobasidiaceae. Bases 76 to 1812 code for a protein of 578 amino acids.